GGCCAGGGCAGCGCCCAUGGGCUGCGGCAACUCCACGGCCGGCGGCGCGGGCGGGCGAGGUGCGACAGGGACUACUAAAGAUGUAGCAGAAGAAUCCAUAUCAGAUGAUGACAAAAGGAGGAACUAUGGUGGGGUGUACGUGGGCCUGCCGUCGGACGCGGCUGCCAUGGCUCCCAGCCAGACAAAAGCUGCACCCAAAGAUUAGAAGGAAAUAAGGACAUCAAGAUGCAAACAGCCCGAGUCUACUAAGACCAGUUGCCAGUGCUUUGGAGAGAGCUGUCUUUGUGCUGAAGAUUUUGAUAUUUACACAGCCUUCCGGAGGGCAAGAGAGAUCAGAGCACCAAAAAAAUCCAAACUGUUGCAAGUUCCAACUACGGGUAAAGCUUAAAGUACAGCAUUGAAUCAGUUUCCUAUGACAGUCAUAUUAUGGAAACCUCCUGCUGUUCUCCAGUGAAAGAUGAAACUAGUGAACUCAUGGUGGAUUUUUCUGCACAAGAGCUAACUUUGAUGAUCUGCAACUUAUUUCCUUGUGGCCAUAUUGCAGAUUCCAUCAGCUAUCAGCUACGCUUCAUAUAUUUUCUCCAACAAUUUUUGAUAGCUUUUAUAUAGAAAAUCAUCACUACUGUCCACUCAAUAGUUUCUAUGAAAUCUGCUACUUGGGUUAUCAACGAUUUCAGGCUUCCAGCUCCUGAAGACAUACAUGCAUCUCAUUCUUGACCGUCGACCUCAAACCAAGAUGAAAUAAGCUUGAAGAUUAAGAUGUGGUGUUAAAAUAUCUCUCAGUAUGAAUGAAAGUCUGUAGAUUAUAUCUGCAGAGUCUUGUUCUUGCAAGCCAGGCUGGUGAGGACUCAAGUAGCACUGGGUGAUAAUCAUGCAGGCUUUUCUCCUGCCUGCUGACCAUAGCAUGAGGGUAUAGUUUCCACUUCACAUGUUCCACAAAUGGCCGAAAUGGUUUGCAUAGCACAAGUUUAUUUAGUACAAAGCAAUUAGGCCCAUGCCUGACCUGAUCACAAUUGUCUUUCCCAAAGCAGAAAAAGCGCCAGUCGUCCUAGGAUACAUCAGCGUUCAGCUUGUGCUCGAAAAGCCAACAGCAGACGCCAGUAAUCAACCCGGUUGUUUACCCACCUCUCUCCUUCAGUUGCUGGGAGGAAUCACCAAAGAGGUGGACAGGGCUAAACUUGACCAUCACUUGUUCUGCCAUUGACAUCUGAAGCCCCGUGUGUGGGCGGAGGGAGCAAGGAGGUGAUUGCUGAUGAACAGCUCCUCGCAGCUGGCGGUGGGACGGUUGCAAAGGGUGCUUUCCUUGGUUUACAUCAUUGCUUGUUUUUCCUGUGCAGAGCUACAGAGAGGCUUGGAGCACUUUGCAGAAUUGAUCUUUUAAUGUUUCAUCCUCCGAAUGUGUGGGAGGUACAGUAGUUUCUUAAUAUUUUUGUUCCUCUGCAUUGUUUGAUCUCAAAAGUUUACUGCCCAACUGACAAAUGUGCAGCAUCACAGACUGGAAGCUCUAAAACAGACAUACAUUCAUCUAUGCUAUGCGGGCCUGUACCCAUCAAACUAAAAAGUUAGGGCCAUGCCCUCAUCCUCAAUUUGCAGACUCCUGUCUUUUGUUUUCCCAAGGAUCCAUGAACCUAGAAACUGUGUGACAGGGCACUGCAUUCUGUCCUGGCCAAAUUCCACUUAGGGAACUGAUUUUCUGCUCAUGAAAAUUCCUCUGUGAUGAGCAGCCUUUGUUAAUAAAAGCACAUGUCAUUUCAUGGAGAAAUGAGUGUAUCUGCUCUUUCAAAACUUACAAUCUAUGGAUAUUUCUGUUAGGAGGAGAAACAGAAAAGAAACUCUAUAUGCCAGCUGCCAGCUGUGCAUGUGACGGCAUCCUUGGAGGAUAUUUAGGCACUCAAAUGAUGGUUCAACGGGAGAACUGAGAACAGAACACAAGGAGCCAUUGAAUGACAGAGUUAUUAUUAAGGAAUAUACUUUGGUUUUGUAGAAACAUCUUGAAUUUCCAUUUGUGAAAAAUAAACAUUUAAAUGUUGGGGCUGUAAUACCAUUUUCCUUGCAGUGGUUACUGUUUCUCCAGCCAGAGCUGAGGAGCCAGUGAAAAUAAUUCAGCAAAGAGUGGAUUUGGGAUUUAUAAUCUCAAAUUCUCUGAUCUGAGAUUCUUAGGCAGCCCAGAAAUAUUAUGCUUGAAUUCACAAAUCUUGACAAAUUCUGGAGUAGGAAAGCAUAAGAUUGAAACUACAAUUUGUGACCAGCUUAAAAACACUCAAAAUAUCUUGUAUUGCAAAUUUUGGUCUCAUACAAACUCUUUAACCUCAAAGACAGCUUCUCAUUUGAAUUAUGCUAAUGAGACAGUGUGUUUAUUUUGAUUUCUUCUUAAUGCAGGACCUGAAGAUUUGUUGUAAGGGCCCAACUUCUCAGUUUCUGGGUAGCCCAGACAGAAAUACCCCCUGUCUUCUAUAUGCCAUACACAUCCUAGUGUAGUUCAGGUGAUGUGACAACUCUAAACCUCUGUGUUGUUCAAGGGUUAAAUCUUGUCACUUAAGUGAGUUGUAGAAGACCGGGUAAAAACCAUUGUAAGCUCAGUUAGAACUUCAUUCACUAGAAACCAAAUCCUUUCCUAGCAGAGUCCACACAAGGCUGGAGCUGCAGAAAAUCAUAAAGGUGAAAUUUGUCUCUAAUGAACACCAAGUACUAAUUAACUUGUUUUCAUCCUGCAUGUCUG
This is a messenger RNA of Hirundo rustica (Barn swallow), 2719 nucleotides long. It is a transcript of the gene C4H12orf75, whose product is annotated as chromosome 4 C12orf75 homolog. Lineage: Eukaryota; Metazoa; Chordata; Aves; Passeriformes; Hirundinidae. The coding region runs from base 17 to 205 and encodes 62 amino acids. The record is from RefSeq and is a predicted model, not a curated record. The transcript has 7 exons.